AUGGCAGCCGGGGGCUGGCUGGCCCCCGCGGGGCUGCUGUGGCUCUGCCUGGCCCCGGCAGCGCUGCUGAGGCUGCGCCAGCCCCAGCCCGUCCUGGUUGUGGAGCCCGGGGAGCCGGUGCAGAUCGGCUGCGAGGCCAGCGAGGAUACGGAGAGUAGAGGCAAUGUGUUCUGGUACCGGCGCGGCGGCAGGGACGGACCCCAGCAGGUCCUGCAUUGCUGGAACGGGACAAAGGGGAGGUUCUCCUGCGAGUACGGGCGGCACAAAGUCACCCUGCACAUCGCCAACGCCAGCCCCGAGGACACCGGCAUCUACCUGUGUGCCUACGACAAUGGAAACCGCCUGGAUUUCGGCAAUGGCACUGCGCUGCUGGUGGGAGACAGCUGGACGGCUGCGAGCUGGGUGCGGGUGCUGGCACCCCGCAGGGACCCCUGGGACCCCCCCAGCCUGGUCUGUGCCGUGGGUGCCAGCGCCGGCCCCGUCCUUGUCUCCUGGCCGGGGGGGACCGGGGGGGUGCUGAGGCUGGGGGCCAGCGUGGAGCCGUUCCACAGCACCGUGGGCCUGGCCGAGGGGGCCGGGGGGCUCUGCAAGGUGCGCUUCAACGCCUCGGGGCCCCCCGUCCGCAGGAGCAUGGAGCUGCGUGAGGCCGCGGGCUGCUCCUUCCUGAGCACCAUCACCUGGGUCGUAGCCGGGGUCGGGGUGCUGCUGCUGCUCAGCCUCUGCCUCAGCGUCUGCCGCCUCCGCCGCCUCCGCCGCCCCACGCCGAUGGGCCACCAGCCCGGGACCCCGAUGCCACCAGCGUCGCAGGAGGUUGAGGAGGAGCUGAAGUACGCCCAGCUGAUCUUCGCCGCCCCGGCAGGGCCCCGGCCGGCGUUUUUCUGGCUGGUGUCGCUGCUCCUGGCGUCUCUGAUCUGGUUCGUUUCGGUUCAUCUCAGCGACCAGGAGGAUGCCAAGCUGCAGUACGGCCUCCUCAUCUUCGGGGCUGCCGUCUCCGUCCUGCUGCAGGAGGCUUUCCGAUUCGCCUACUUCAAGCUGCUGAAGAAAGCGGAUGAAGGCCUGGCGACGAUCAGCGAGGAUGGCCGGUCCCCCAUCUCCCUCAGGCAGAUGGCUUACGUCUCGGGCCUGUCCUUCGGCAUCAUCAGCGGCGUGUUUUCCGUCAUUAACAUCCUGGCAGACUCCAUCGGGCCGGGAAUCGUCGGGAUCCACGGGGACUCGCCGUACUACUUCAUCACGUCCGCGUUCCUCACCAUGGCCCUCGUCCUGCUCCACACCUUCUGGGGAGUGAUCUUCUUCGACGCCUGUGAAAAGCGCCGCUACUGGUGCCUGGGGCUGGUGGUUGCCAGUCACCUCCUCACCUCGGGGCUGACGUUCCUGAACCCCUGGUACGAGGCCAGCCUGGUCCCCAUCUUCAUCAUCACCCUCUGCACGGGCCUCUGGGCCUUCUUCACCGCCGGGGGCUCCUUCCGCAACAUCCUCAAGUGCCUCUCCUGUAAGGGGGGGCCGGGCAGGGAGGGGCGAUGGGGGGCGUCACCGCUGCGACGCGGGGGCUUUGCUGCGCUGCGGGUGCUUUUGGGGGCCGGGGCGGCCGGGCCAGCCGCAGCCCUGCCCGCUCGCGCUGCCUGCGCCACCCGCGCCGCCGCCGUACCCAAGUGCCCUCUUCUCGGCAGCUGGAAGAUCACGACGCUGCCUUUGCCUCUGCCGUUUGCUCCUCCGGUGCUGCCGCCCGGCCCAGCCCUGGCCCCUCUCUGUGGCACAGAGGCAGCUCCGUGCCCCGGCCCGCUCCGGAGGGGAUUUUUGGGGUACAACGGGUGCUCGUGGGCUCCCGGUUAG
Molecule: messenger RNA, 1830 nt
Organism: Nipponia nippon (crested ibis)
Lineage: Eukaryota; Metazoa; Chordata; Aves; Pelecaniformes; Threskiornithidae
Product: aph-1A gamma-secretase subunit
Biological process (GO): regulation of immune response
Cellular component (GO): cell surface
Molecular function (GO): MHC class I protein binding; coreceptor activity
Source: RefSeq, a predicted model, not a curated record